Messenger RNA from Penicillium nucicola, 954 nucleotides. Its product is annotated as aromatic alcohol reductase. Gene Ontology annotation, molecular function: oxidoreductase activity. The record is from RefSeq and is a predicted model, not a curated record. Lineage: Eukaryota; Fungi; Ascomycota; Eurotiomycetes; Eurotiales; Aspergillaceae. Bases 1 to 954 code for a protein of 317 amino acids. The transcript has 3 exons.
AUGUCUCCAACUCACAUCACCAACGUUGCCAUAGUCGGAGCCGGCGGCAAUAGCGGCCGCUUUAUGACCGAAGCACUCCUCCAAACAGGAAAGCACAAAGUCACAGCCCUAGCACGAGCCGGCAGCCAGAGCAAGCUCCCAGAAGGGGUAAUAGAAAAGACAAUCGAUUAUAGCAAGCCAGCGACCAUCGUCGAGGCACUCAAGGGCCAAGACGCACUCGUCAUCACCCUAGGUGGUCGAGCACCACAUGAAAUCGAUCUCCAGCUCAUCAAUGCAGCCGGCGAGGCUGGCGUGCCCUGGAUUCUGCCGAAUGAAUGGGGACCAGACACGGCAAACGAAAGCCUAGUCAAGGACGUGGUAGUCUUCCAACCAAAAGGUGGAAUCCGCCAAGCAAUCGCAGAUCUCGGCAAAAGCUCUUACAUCGCCGUGAACACUGGAUUCUGGUACGAAUGGAGUCUGGCAAUUGCGCCAGCCUUCGGCGUGGACUUUGCCAAUCGAUCUGCGACGCUCUUUGACGACGGAGACGUCAAGAUUUCAACUUCGACAUGGCCGCAGGUUGGUCGGGCUGUUGCCAGUCUGCUCAGUUUGCCUGUUUCGGCGGAUGGGGCUUGCUUGGAGAAGUUGAGAAAUCAGGUCGUUUAUGUUGAUUCGUUUACUGUUAGUCAGCGGGAUAUGUUGGAUUCGGUUUACAGAGUUACUGGUACGACCAAGGUGGAUUGGAAAAUUACCGCGGAGUCGGCGAAGGAGAGGUAUGAGGGUGGCGUGGAAGCUAUGCAGAAGGGGGACGUUGUUGGGUUUGCGAAGAUGCUUUACACGCGAGUCUUUUAUAAGGAUGGGUCUGGGGAUUUUAGUGGUAAAGGGACGCUGAAUAGGGUGCUUGGAUUGCCUGAGGAGGAUCUGGAUGAGGCGACUAAGAGGGCGAUUGAGCGUUCGGAGAAUACCAGCUGGCCUUGA